ACGAGUUAUUGUGUUCUGUCGGUUUUAAAGUAUCAAGUAAAUAUUUUACAUUAAACAUCGCGGAAAUAUUCCACUCGACAUGGCGUUCAGCCGGCGAGAAUUGAAAAUCAUUUCGAUUCUUCAACUAGCAAUGGCAGUUAUCUUUUUCGCAUUCGGCAUCGUGGACCAUUAUGAAGUACGCUUCACAUACCUCAGCUUUUUGUUCAUGCCAUGUUGGAUCGCAGCUCUCGUAUUGCCCGCGGGAAUUAUGGGAUUGAUCGUGGCGACCAGGACCAGACGCUCCUCGAUUCUGAUACACUGGCUCAGUACAAUUAGUAUUGCCUCUGUUGUGGUUUGUGUAGUGGUACUUGAAAGCUAUUCAUGGGCUGUGAAUACUGUAUUGGGUUACAAAUAUGAUAAUUAUCGUCAAAAAAACCAAGAAGGUUUUUCUCAGUUUUGGGCUAAAGACGCAAAAAUCAAGUUUGAAGACCAGGAAAAUACCAUGAUAGCCAUACAUGCCUUGAUUGUUAUAUUUUCCAUCGCUGAGAUUAUUCUCGCCGUGGCGAUGGCUCGGAGCAGUGAUGCUGGGCGUCAAUUGCCCCAGCAAAAUCAGGUAUGUUGCGUUACUCUGGAAAAAACCAUUUAUCGAAUAGGGCACUGAAGCCUAGGAAGG
Stylophora pistillata is the source of this 652-nucleotide messenger RNA. RefSeq lists its product as uncharacterized. The record is from RefSeq and is a predicted model, not a curated record. Lineage: Eukaryota; Metazoa; Cnidaria; Anthozoa; Scleractinia; Pocilloporidae.